CACACACACACACACACACACACACACACACACAUAACAGUCUAUGUGUUAGGGUUUGUAUUCAUUUACUGUCACUGACAUUCACAAUGUCACUCUCUCUGCUGCUGCUGCUGCUUGCAUGCAGCUCCCAUGCGACUCAUUUCUUUGGGACAGUGAUGACCUAUACCCCAAAAACGACUAACAACGAUGGAUCUGUCACGGUGGUCAUUCGCUAUAAGCUGAACUUCCACUUAUGCAGUUAUUCUCCCUUGUGGACCUGCUAUUUUUGUGGGACUGAGAGUGCUUCCGAGCUGAACAAGGUCUACAAGGAGAGCAGUGGAGAGUGGUGUCAGACAGAGGGAAUCAUGACUCGGCAGGUUCCCAGCAACGCUCCGUUUCAGCUUAUCUUAGACGGUGGUAACUGGAUAGACAACAUCAGGAAUGGCAUCUCAAGGUGGAGAGCUGUGACUCUGGUGGAACUGAGGAACCGGUCGGACACCGGCCAAGCCAACAGAUCACCCCAGACAACCAUACUGCCAGCUGUGAGGGUUCCUUCAAACUGUCAGAGAGAUUUCAACCUGUUGGCGUUUGACCCUGACGGAGACGAGGUGAGAUGCAGAUUUGGAAACACAGCACUGUCGGAGUGUAACCCCUGCACGCCGCCCUCUGUUCUCAACCUUUCGUCAUCUUGUUCGUUGUCAUUCAGCCCCAGCAGUGGCAGUGAUCAAGGCCCAUACGCUGUGCAGCUGGUGAUGGAGGACUUUCCCAGGCAGACUAUCACCUUGAUUCAAGCUGACAUGCUCUGGGAGAGAACAACCAACACCCCACUCAGCAAGCUACCUGUCCAGUUUGUUUUAAAAGUGGACCCUGCGGUGCCAUCCUGCAUGGAGGGACUCUAUCUGCCCAAAUUCCUGCCUCCAACCCCAGCCAACAGAGCUCAGCUGUACAUCUCUGUCAAUCAGACCCUGGAAAUCAACAUCAGUGUAGAGGCAAAUGUCUCCACGAUCUCUGAGCUGCUGUUCAGCGGGCCGUACAACGUAGUCCAGACUACAUCAGGAACAGGAAGGUUCAUCCUGAGGUGGACGCCGUCUAAGGGAGAAGAUGGAGAAAGCCACCCCAUCUGCUUUGUCGUCCAAGCUGUUCUCAGUUCAACAAAGUAUCACUCGGAGCUCCGGUGUCUCAUUGUAAGCGUUGGAAACGAACCAUCAUCAAAUGCAAUUGCAACCCCGGAAACUCCAACCACUAGUUCAGCAACUACUACGGAAACCACAGCAGCAUCCAAUCAGAUCGUCAUAGGUCUGAGAGUGAAGAUUUCCUCUUUGUCUCCACUGUCUGAUGACAACAUCAGGAAUACUGUCAUUCAGCAGCUUAAAGUUGAACUGGAGAGACAAGGGAUGCCAUUAAACUUCACUCUGAGGUCUGUGGGGAGAGUGUGACUGGGAGUUACAACUCACAGCAACCCGCUGGUUCAACGUGAUCAUUUAGUGACUCCUCACUGCCUGGACAAUUUUGUUUUUGGUUGCCUGCCAGAGUUUAAACAUGAUGGUCAUCUUCUCCACUGCAGAAAAUAUACAUUUUAAUCAUAGUUGAUCAUUACGGUGAAUAAGUAUAUAUGCAGUAUAUAAAGGUGCAUAAACAGAAGUCACAAGUUUUCAGAUGUAGAGUAAUAAUUUGUUUUUUGUCAUGACAAGUUAGGGUUAGGGUUCAUGUCUCAUGACUGUGUCAUGACUGUGUCGUGUUCAUGACAGUGUCAUUAACUCUUCAAGUGAAGUGUUACCCAAUAUACUUACAGGGUUUCUGCAGGUUUCACCAAGUCAAAUUUAAGACUUUUUAAGACGUUUUUAAGACAAUUAUGAAUGAAAUUUAAUACCUAUAUCACAUUAUCAACUAAGCCCUAAAUUCAGGUUUUUCAAGCCAAGUAUCGCUAAACUUGCACUUCCCCUUAGCUGAAGAAUAAAAUGUCCGUGUUACAAUCCGAGAAACUUGCGCCAACAACACGAAAGCUGAUUGGCUGCAAUAUAAGUUACAUGUUGUUUAUUUGUAGUCGUAAUACAGCAAAAUUAUAUUUGGACUAGCGAAAGAAAGAACUACAACA
Molecule: messenger RNA, 2074 nt
Organism: Sander lucioperca (pikeperch)
Lineage: Eukaryota; Metazoa; Chordata; Actinopteri; Perciformes; Percidae
Exons: 11
Coding region: 87-1415 (442 amino acids)
Source: RefSeq, a predicted model, not a curated record